AUGGCCUCGUCGAUCAACUUUCCCGUCGUUGAAGAUAAUAACCUAGACGAUGCAGAGCUUUGGGCCGUCAUCGAUUUCGCAGCCGCCGCCUCUCACUCCUCCUCCAGUUCACGCAAACCGCUGGCGCUGAAGCAUUCUAAUAUUCAGUCUCACAGUCCAUUUCCGAAUCAUCCCUCACCUGUAACCAAAUUCUCUAGAAAUCUUCGGACACAUUACACGUUGGAGGAUGGUGUUAGGGUUUCUGCUGAUGGCGAGGUCUUACAGGAGCCCUGGAUUCGUCACCGACCGCAGAAAAUCGCCAGAUCCCGUGAUCCUGAUUCCACUGAAGAUAAUCAGCUGGUUAUCGUCAAGCAUUUGCAGCGGACUCCUACUACACCGUCGUACUCGUCGCCAGACACUGGGAGGUUUACUGUGCAAGAGAUUAGUCCUGCUUCUUCAGGGGCCUCCCCGUCCAGUUUCUGGCUGAAUGACACUAAAAAUAACACGCCACAUAGCUUAUCCGGUCAGUUCCCUUCGGUCUCUCUUUUCAAGGAAUACCAGAAUGCGGCCAUGGCGAUCCUGGAGAAAACUGAUUACACAGUAAUUUCUGGGAUCCCAUUUAUAAAGAAAUCAGGUUGGAGGAAGAUAUCAUUUUACUUCAAUCUGUCCUAUGAAAUUAGAGACAAAACUAUUGAGUUUGAUGAGAACAGAAAUGUACAACGAGCUGAAUUUGUGGUUCGGGCAUACAUGCAAGGUGGUAGAUUCUCAGAUGGAUGGGGGUCAUGUGAACGUCGUGAGAAAUGGUUUUUUAAACCAAACCAUGAUAUUCCCAGCAUAGCAGAAACCAGAGCUAAGAAUAAAGCAUGCCAGGACCUAUUAGGAAUUGGAGAGUAUCGAUCUGGUGCUACCAAUGCUCAUCGAUGAAUAAUAUAGCCUAAUCAGUGUACUCGGUGAAAGAUUCUGAUUCAUUCUCAUCCGGAGAUAAUUGGAGAUGUCAACAUCAUUGGUG
Molecule: messenger RNA, 988 nt
Organism: Telopea speciosissima
Lineage: Eukaryota; Viridiplantae; Streptophyta; Magnoliopsida; Proteales; Proteaceae
Exons: 5
Coding region: 1-903 (300 amino acids)
Source: RefSeq, a predicted model, not a curated record